AUGGCGGUUCAUUUCAAUAAUUCCGAUCACCCUUGUGAAUUUCCGGCCAUUUCAAAGUGCGAAACAUUCGGCCGGGAAAACCAGACGGUGGUUUCAGACUUGGACGGGACUUUGCUCUCCGGCCGGAGUUCGUUUCCUUAUUUUGCACUCGUAGCAUUUGAAGUUGGUGGAGUUUUAAGGCUUCUCUUCUUGCUUCUAGCGUCUCCGAUUGCCGGAAUUCUUUAUUAUUUCAUCUCGGAGUCUGCCGGAAUUCGUGUUCUGAUAUUUGCUACUUUCGCCGGAAUGAAGGUUUCGGAUAUCGAGUCGGUGGCGCGUGCGGUUUUGCCGAAGUUUUAUUCCGUUGACUUGCACCCGGAGGCGUGGCGCGUGUUCUCGGCGUUUGGGAAGCGGUGUGUGCUGACGGCGAACCCGACGGUGAUGGUGGAGCCGUUUCUAAAGGAGUUUUUGGCCGCCGAUUUGGUGUUGGGGACGGAGAUCGGAAUUUGUAAAGGAAGAGCUACCGGACUGGUGAAAAGUCCCGGAGUGCUCGUCGGAAAAAAUAAGGCUGACGCUCUUUUGAAGGCGUUUAAAGACGCGCCACUGCCGGACGUGGGACUUGGUGAUCGGAAAACUGACUAUCCAUACAUGAAGUUAUGCAAGGAAGGUUACAUAGUACCACCAGCAACGGCGGAGCUUCAGCCGGUGACGGUGGACAAACUGCCAAAACCAGUGGUGUUUCACGACGGCCGAUUAGUGCACAAACUAACCCCACUCACCGCCCUUAUCACCAUCCUCUGGAUUCCGGUAGGUUUCCUCCUUGCAUGUUUACGUAUCGCCGCCGGCGCACUCCUCCCCAUGCCGUUAGUGUAUUACGCUUUCUGGGCUCUCGGAGUUCGGGUCACCAUUAAAGGAACACCACCACCGCCGGCCAAAAAAUCCACCGGCCAAACCGGAGUUCUGUUCAUCUGCUCCCACCGCACCCUUCUCGACCCAAUCUUCCUCUCCGUCGCCCUCGGCCGGCCAAUCCCCGCCGUCACCUACUCUCUCUCCAGACUCUCGGAGAUCAUUUCUCCGAUCAAAACCGUCCGAUUAACCAGAAACCGAACCUCUGACGCCGAAAUGAUCAAGAAGCUUCUAGAAGAAGGCGAUUUGGUGAUCUGUCCAGAAGGAACCACGUGUAGAGAACCGUUUUUGCUCCGAUUUUCAGCUCUAUUUGCAGAACUCACCGACGAACUGGUUCCGGUGGCGAUGGCGAACAAGAUGACGAUGUUUCAUGGCACCACCGCGAGAGGGUGGAAAGGGAUGGAUCCGUUUUACUUCUUUAUGAAUCCAAGUCCAGCUUAUGAAGUUAACUUCUUGAACAAGUUACCAUACGAGCUGACGUGUGCAACCGGAAAAUCAAGCCAUGAUGUGGCGAAUUAUAUUCAGAGGAUGAUCGCUUCGACAUUGUCGUAUGAGUGUACAAAUUUCACGAGGAAAGACAAAUAUAGGGCGUUGGCCGGAAAUGAUGGCACGGUGGCGGUGGCUGUCGCCGGAAAAGGUGAAGUUGCGUCGGGGAAGAUUAUGGGAUGCUAAAGAGAAUGGAGAUUGAUAGUGGUCAUAUAUUUUG
This is a messenger RNA of Cynara cardunculus var. scolymus (artichoke), 1588 nucleotides long. Its product is annotated as glycerol-3-phosphate 2-O-acyltransferase 6-like. Gene Ontology annotation, molecular function: phosphatase activity; glycerol-3-phosphate 2-O-acyltransferase activity. Gene Ontology annotation, biological process: cutin biosynthetic process. The transcript has 2 exons. Lineage: Eukaryota; Viridiplantae; Streptophyta; Magnoliopsida; Asterales; Asteraceae. Bases 1 to 1554 code for a protein of 517 amino acids. Gene Ontology annotation, cellular component: membrane. The record is from RefSeq and is a predicted model, not a curated record.